Micropterus salmoides (largemouth bass) is the source of this 1122-nucleotide messenger RNA. Its product is annotated as meprin A subunit beta-like. The transcript has 6 exons. The coding region runs from base 1 to 1122 and encodes 373 amino acids. Gene Ontology annotation, cellular component: membrane. Gene Ontology annotation, molecular function: protein binding. The record is from RefSeq and is a predicted model, not a curated record. Lineage: Eukaryota; Metazoa; Chordata; Actinopteri; Centrarchiformes; Centrarchidae.
AUGACAGUGGCAACAGAAGCCAUUUUAAUAGCCAAGGAAGCUUUGGGAAAAGAACUUCAGCAGCUAAACCAGAUGCGACCUGACAAAGCCUGGGAUGAGAUGUGUAAGAACAUCAAAGCAGAGCACUUAGCAGCAAGCCAGCAAAAUGGGGCACUGCAACAACAAAUUCAGGAGCUCAGGGAAAAACUCAAAAAUGAACCAGCUUUCGACGAAAUGUAUGAUCAACUGAAAGCAGAGAAUGCGGCGAUUAGCCAGCAAAAUGACAACCUGAGACAAGAGAUUCAGGAGAUAGCCAAAGAUCUCCCCAAGUCUUCUACCUUUGUGGGCAGUUGUGACUUUGAGGAGGAGGACAUUUGUGGGAUGAUUCAGGGUCCUGGCAAUGCAAAGUGGGAACAACAUAGUUCUGUGAAAGGAGGGCCUCAGACUGACUUCACCAAAAUGGGACAAUGCAAAGGAAAAGGCUUCUUCAUGCACUUCAGCACGGCCUCUGCUAAACCUGGUGACCGUGCAGUCCUGGAGAGUCGUUGGCUUUAUCCCAAACCUGGAGCCCAGUGUCUGCAGUUCUUCCUCCAUAACACCGGGGCAGCAGAUGAUGUUCUCAACAUCUGGGUGCGAGAGGAUGACCGCAGCAGAAAACUGAAGCUCUUCAAGAGUAUUUCAGGAGGCGUCAGGGGCUCUUGGGAACUGCAUAACAUCAAUCUGAGUGUGACCAGGAAGGCCCGUGUGGUUUUUGAGGGCGUGAGGGGAAAGGGGCCAUCAAAGGGAGGUUUCUCUCUGGAUGACAUUAACCUGUCAUCCACAAAGUGCCCUCAGCACAUCUGGCACAUCCACAACAUCACCGGCCUGCUGGCCACCACACCAGCAGGAAAGAAACUGUACAGCCCUCGCUUUCUGUCACCAGCAGGUUACUCCUUCCAGCAGGACCAGCAGGAGCAGGGCCAGCAGGAGCAGGGCCAGCAGGAGCAGGACCAGCAGGAGCGGACACUCCCCCCACCGUCCGGUUGGGAGGAGACACUCAGGACAAUCACUCAGCCAGAAUACUCACGCACAAACAGGCGCUGCGAGAGCCGCAAGCCGACUGUGCACAAGGCAGAGGAGGUGGGACGCAGCUUCUUCCUCUGA